Porites lobata is the source of this 2121-nucleotide messenger RNA. The record is from the annotation of a GenBank genome assembly. NCBI's taxonomy places the organism in Eukaryota, Metazoa, Cnidaria, Anthozoa, Scleractinia, Poritidae.
GGAGUGUCCUGGCGUGGAGCCUCCAUUCCUAUAGAAAUUGGAAAGCCAUCGAUUGAAGGAAAUUUCGCUAUGACACCAGCUUACUUCCGCCCAUCUACCUACAUGCCCGCACAUACUGUGAGCGUAGGGUAGGGGGGACUUAGAAAGGAGGAGAAAGGGAGUCCCUGACAUGCACUUUGUCGGAAUCUUGCCUUUGUCUUGGCGUAGGAUUAACCAGUUUAGAGGCAGUAGUAUAGGACAUGGGGGUAGGAGCGCAUUUUUCAUAUUCCGGAAUUCCUGGAAGUGGCCAAAUGGGUUUUUCCUGGAAUUGGGGGGAUCACGUGACCUGAUCGAGGCUUAAAGACAUAUAUCAUUAUAUUAAUGAGCGCAGAUAUUAGAAAUAUUAUAUAUAUAUAUAUUAAUAAUAUAAUGAGAAAUCGUAAUGAACUAGUCAGAAGGCUAUUAUCUGGAAUCAAAAUGAGUGAACUCCAAAAUCUAGUUAAUAUAAGGGAAGAAGCGAAUCGCCCUAUUCCCCCUUAAAGAAGAAGAAGACAACAACAAGAAGUAAGGAGAAAUGUCCAACAAUUAAUACAGGAUUUUGAGGAUAAUCCUAUUCCACAAUAUCGGCCUCGUCCUGCACCUCCAACAAAGAAACAACAACCAGUACUAGCCCCUAGAACACAAAUCAGUGAGAAAUGAAGGGCUAUGAAUGGUUAUACUAGAUUAUUUGAGAUAUCAUUAAAGUCUGAUAGAGAUGCCUUAGUACAGCUACAAAAUACUAGACUGGCAAUUACUAGAUUGUUUGAUACUAUACUUAGUAAUACAAAAGGUUUCAAAUUUUGGGGAGACUCUUAAGGUUUACUUUUAUUAAAAGAAAGGAUGAUAUUAAUGUAAAUAAGCCACCCUAUUCUAAUAGUAGGGCGCAGAUUGUAAUUAAUCCCAAUGAUUUUUACCAAGCCUAGAAUUAUCACAGCAGCAAAUAUUGAAUGGAAAUGGUGUAUGGCUGUCUGAGGGUAGUGGCUGGACUAUUUUUAACAUUGAUGAGCACUAUAUUAAUACUGUUGUGUAUGAUGUAUUGAAAGGUUCCUCUUAUAUACCACUACGACGGAACUUAGUAAUUCAAUCAUGGGAUUAGUUAGCAUUAAAGAUGAAGAUAAUGAGUGUUUCAGAUGGUGUCACAUCCGCUAUUUGAACCCACAGAAAAAAAGAUCCCCAGCGGAUCAAAAAAAUCAGACAGAGAAGUAUUGCUAGACUUGGAUUAUGAUGGUAUUGAGUUUCCUAUUAGUAUAAAAGAUUAUGCUAAACUUGAGUGGAAAGAUACUGUAAAUAUUAGUGUUUUCGGCUAUGAGAACAAACAAUUUUAUCCUAUUUGUUUCCAAAGAGUGUAACGAGGAAGUUUUGAACCUACUGCUUAUAACGGAGGGCAAGAAGAAACAUAAUGUUCUUAUCAAGGAUUCUAAUAGCUUACUGUAUAAUAAGACCAAACAUAAGGAGAGAAAGCAUUUUUGGGUGCACUGUCUCCAAUGUUUUAGUACUGAAGAGAUACUUUCCAAUUAUAAGACCAACUGCAUGGUAAUCAAUGGUCAGCAGUCUAUCAGGAUGCCACAGAAAGGGAAUAAUAUGUUACAGUUCCAAAAUUAUCCUAGGAAGAUGCCGGUACCAUAUGUAAUAUAUGCAGAUUUUGAAGCUAUCACGGAAAAGAUAGAAGGAUGCUUCCCUAAUAAUACUAAAUCUUGUACUGACAAAUAUCAAAAGUAUACGGCGUGCAGCUAUGGUUAUAAAGUAGUCUGCUGUUAUAAUGACAAAUAUACUAAGCCUGUAGAGAUUUACAGAGGAGAGGAUCCAAUAAAGAAGUUUAUGCAGGAGAUGCUUAAGGAGGUAGAAUUUUGUAAGAAUAUGAUCAGUACUAAAUUUACGAAACCGCUGAAGAUGACGGAUGAGGAUGAGCAAUGUUUUAAAACUGCUCAGGAGUUCCAUAUUUGUGGUCAAAAGUAUAGUGAUAAAGAUAUCGGUGUUAGGGACCAUUGUCAUAUCACUGGACAGUACAGGGGAUCAGCACAGCAAGAUUGCAACCUUAAAUUAAGAAUUAGUUCAAAGGAGUUCAAGACCCCUGUCAUAUUCCAUAAUCUGCGGGGGUUAUGA